AUGUGGGAAAAAUUAUAUAAGGUAUCAAAGGAAAAUCCAUUUUGGAGUCCGUUUAUAAGAGCAGAUUGUGCUCCAUCAGAUUCAAAAACUAAAAAACCAUCAUCAUCAUCAUCAUCAUCAUCACAAUACAGUUGCGAAUAUGGAUCCCCGGAAUAUUUUAUGUAUUGUGCUUUGGGUGGUGCAAUUUCUUGUGGUGUCACACAUCUUUUGGUCACACCAUUGGAUGUUGUCAAAUGCAGAAUACAAGUUAAUCCUCAUAAAUAUAGAGGAGUGAUUGGUGGUUUCAGAACGACCAUUGCUGAAGAAGGAGCCAAAGGGUUGGUACGUGGAUGGUUUCCAACUCUUGUAGGAUAUUCAAUGCAAGGAGCAUGCAAAUUUGCUUUUUAUGAAUUUUUUAAAAUACAAUAUUCAAAUAUGUUGAGCCCUGAAGAUGCAUACAAUUAUAGAACUUUAGUUUAUUUGUGUGCAAGUGCAAGCGCUGAAUUUAUUGCUGAUAUUGCAUUAAGUCCAAUGGAAGCUGUUAAAGUUAAAAUACAAACGACAGAGGAGUGUGGAAGAACGUUUAGGGAAUGUUUUCCAACCAUGUGGAGAGAUGAAGGAAUAAAAGCAUUUUACAAAUCUUUGGUACCCCUAUGGCUACGACAAAUCCCAUACACCAUGAUGAAAUUUGCUUGUUUUGAAAGAACGAUAGAAUUAUUAUACGAACACGUGGUACCAAAACCGAGGGAAAAAUGUACAUACGAAGAACAAUUAGCCGUUACUUUUGCUGCCGGUUACAUAGCCGGAGUUUUUUGCGCUGUCGUAUCACAUCCGGCUGAUACAUUGGUAUCGAAAAUGAAUCAACAACAAGGUUGCACAGCAAUGCAAAUGGAUUGUGGGGAGGUUUGGGAACGCGUAUAA
Messenger RNA from Pediculus humanus corporis (human body louse), 900 nucleotides. Its product is annotated as phosphate carrier protein, putative. Lineage: Eukaryota; Metazoa; Arthropoda; Insecta; Psocodea; Pediculidae. The transcript has 4 exons. Bases 1 to 900 code for a protein of 299 amino acids. The record is from RefSeq and is a predicted model, not a curated record. Gene Ontology annotation, molecular function: phosphate transmembrane transporter activity. Gene Ontology annotation, biological process: mitochondrial phosphate ion transmembrane transport. Gene Ontology annotation, cellular component: mitochondrial inner membrane.